This is a messenger RNA of Arachis ipaensis, 2150 nucleotides long. Its product is annotated as glyoxylate/hydroxypyruvate/pyruvate reductase 2KGR. Gene Ontology annotation, molecular function: NAD binding; glyoxylate reductase (NADPH) activity; hydroxypyruvate reductase [NAD(P)H] activity. The record is from RefSeq and is a predicted model, not a curated record. NCBI's taxonomy places the organism in Eukaryota, Viridiplantae, Streptophyta, Magnoliopsida, Fabales, Fabaceae. Gene Ontology annotation, cellular component: cytosol.
AAAGAAACGAGACAAAAGUUGAAGAAAAACCUGCGAGUCAGAGUCAACGCAAGGAAAGAGGAAAUGGAAUCAAUCGGAGUGUUGGUGCCUCACCCAACCUUCCCUUACCUCGAGCACCACCUCCAAGCCCGAUUCAACCUCCUCCGUGACAGAACCAAACACGCUGCUUCCAUACGCGCCGUCGUCGUGAAUUCCGUGGACGGCGCCGACGCCAAGCUCAUCGAUGCGCUUCCAAUGCUGGAGAUCGUGUCCUGCUACGGCGUCGGCGUUGACAAGGUCGAUCUCAGAAAGUGCGCCGAGAGAGGGAUCCGCGUGACUAACACCCCUGAUGUCAUCACCGACGAGACCGCUGACGUGGCAAUGGCCUUGAUUAUCUCCCUCCUGAGGCGGCUGUGUCAUUGCGAUGUCUUCGUCAGAAGCGGAAAAUGGAAGCACCAAGGCAGCUACCCUCUCACCACUAAGUUCUCUGGAAAGACAGUUGGCAUUCUUGGAUUGGGGAGGAUAGGGAAGGCGGUGGCGAAGAGAGCCGAGGCCUUUAACUGUAGGAUAUGUUACCACUCAAGAACAGUUAAAACAGAGUGUAGUAGUUACAAAUACUACCCAAGUGUUGUUGAGUUAGCCUCUAACUGCGACAUUUUAGUUGUUGCUUGCUCCCUCACCAUAGAAACGCACCAUAUAAUUAACCGCGGUGUGAUGAACGCGCUUGGUCCUAAGGGCGUUCUAAUCAAUGUUGGGCGAGGGAAGCAUGUUGAUGAGGCUGAGCUGGUUUCUGCGCUGCUGGAAGGUCGCUUGGGUGGGGCCGGCUUGGAUGUGUUCCACGAUGAACCUCAUGUGCCUCCAGAGCUGUUUGGGUUGGACAAUGUUGUGCUCUUGCCUCAUAUUGGAAGCGCCACCGUCGAAACUCGCACUGCCAUGGCGGAUCUUGUCCUUGCAAACUUGGAAGCUCACUUUCUCGCAAAACCACUUGCCACUCCAGUCCUGUUGAAUCUAGGGUUAGUGAGUGAAUCUAGGUUAAGUGCGAUUUACUGGCUAAGAAGGGGGACUAAGCCUCUCUCUCUCUGGACGAUGGAAGUGGCUAUAAUGGAAUCCAUGGGAGUGGUGAUGACGAACCAAAUGCACCCCUACCUGGAAGAGCAACUGGCUAAACGCUUCAACCUCUUCAGGCUCUGGAACUACCCCUCCCUCGCCGCCUUCUCCAAAACACACUCCAAUUCCAUUCGCGCACUCAUCGGCAACACCAAAUUGGGUGCUGACGCCACCAUGAUCGACUCCCUCCCCAAGCUCGAGAUUGUCUGCACUUACAGUGUUGGACUGGACAAGAUUGACCUCCCCAAAUGCAAGCAGAGAGGCAUCCGCGUCGCCAACACCCCCGACGUCCUCACCGACGACGUCGCCGACCUCGCCAUUGCCCUUGCCUUAUCCGUCUCCCGGAGAAUCUGCGUUUGUGAUUCCUUUGUCCGAAACCACUCCUGGUCAAAAUCAGACUUUUAUUUGACUUCAAAGUUUAGUGGUAAAGCAGUUGGAAUUGUUGGCCUGGGGAGGAUUGGUUCUGCAAUAGCUAAAAGAGCCGCAGCUUUUGGGUGCCCAGUUAGUUAUCACUCCAGGUCCGAAAAACCAGACACAGGGUAUAAGUUCUACUCUAACAUCCUUGAUUUAGCAGCUAACUCUCAAAUACUCAUUGUAGCGUGUGCCCUCACUCAAGAAACUCAUCACAUCGUGAAUCGUAAAGUUAUUGAUGCAUUGGGACCAAAAGGAAUUCUAAUCAACAUUGGGAGAGGCCAACACGUCGAUGAAGCUGAACUUGUGUCCGCCUUGACGGAAGGAAGACUUGCCGGGGCUGGUCUUGAUGUGUAUGAGAAUGAGCCACAUGUGCCUGAGGAGCUCUUGAGGCUUGACAAUGUCGUCCUCGUCCCUCACAUUGGAAGCGACACUGUCGAAACUUGCAAUGCCAUGGCAGACCUUGUCAUUGCUAACUUAGAGGCACACUUCCAGAAUAAGCCACUCUUGACUCCAGUAACUUGAUCACUAGCUUAUGGUUUUCAUUUAGCAUCAGUUUAGUUUUGUCCUUGUAUUUCAUUCUUUGUUGCAAUAAAGAAGUUGCAUGAUUUGGGGUACUUUGUGAAGCUUGAAGGAUACUUCCCUAUGACUUC